AUGAUACUGGCCUGCUCCGAAGGCCGGAGCAACACCGCCGUGGGCGCCGAUCUGGGGGUGUCCGACGCAACGGUGGGCAAAUGGCGUUCGCGUUUUCUGGAACAGCGGCUGGAUGGACUGACGGACGAGCCCCGCAGCGGUCGGCCCCGAGCGGUUACCGAUGAUGAUGUGGAACGGGUGAUUACGCUGACGUUGGAGACCACACCUAAAGACGCCACCCACUGGAGCACUCGGUCCAUGGCGCAGCGGUCCGGCCUGAGCCACAACACCAUCAGCCGCAUCUGGCGUGCCUUCGGACUGCAACCCCACCGCACCGAGACGUUCAAGCUGUCGGCGGACCCCUUCUUCAUCGAGAAGGUGCGGGACAUCGUGGGGCUUUAUCUGGACCCGCCGGAUCGGGCGUUGGUGUUGUGCGUGGACGAGAAGUCCCAGAUUCAGGCCUUGGACCGGACCAGGCCGCUGUUACCCAUGCGCCCCGGACCGGCGGAACGGCGCGCCCAUGAUUACCUGCGCCACGGCACCACGUCGUUGUUCGCCGCGCUGGAUGCCAAAACCGGUAAGGUGAUCGGCCAAUGCCACCGACGCCACCGGGCCGUGGAGUUCCGCAAGUUCCUCGAUACCAUUGAGGCCGAAGUGCCCCUUGACCUGGACGUCCAUCUCAUCGUGGACAACUACGCCACCCACAAGACGGCGCUGAUCCGGAACUGGUUAGCCAAGCGGCCACGGUUCCACCUGCACUUCACGCCGACCAGCGCAUCCUGGCUGAACCUGGUGGAGCGGUGGUUCGGGAUGCUGACCGAGAAGCAGCUACGGCGAGGGGUGCAUCAGAGCAGCGGGGCACUGGAAGCCGCCAUCUACCGCUAUCUUGACCUUACCAACGAAAACCCCAAGCCCUUUAUCUGGACCAAGACCGCCGACCAGAUCCUGGCCAAGGUCGCCAGUUUUUGCAGGCGUACUUUAGAUACAUGA
Geodia barretti is the source of this 969-nucleotide messenger RNA. Lineage: Eukaryota; Metazoa; Porifera; Demospongiae; Tetractinellida; Geodiidae. The record is from the annotation of a GenBank genome assembly.